UGGGCGGUGAGCAGUGCUAUCUCAGCCUCAGUAUCCGCGACUGGGAAGCGGGGAUUGUAUGUUCAUGAAGGGCCCCUGCGUGGAGUCUACGAAGAAUGAAGAUCGGAAGGAAGAAGCAAUGGUCACUGAGCGUCCAGCAGAGGUCCUGGAGGCCGGGAACUACUGGACCACAGAUUCGGACUCCGACCUGGAAACAGAAGGUACCCAUGGGCUUGGAGAACUGAUCAGGGAUACCCUGUACCUGGAGUCUUGCCAGGCCCAUAGUGUUGUGCCAGUUUCCUGUUUUCUGCGCCAAGCAAGUGCCUCCGAAUUGAACCUUCGCCACCGUGGUCUGGGGCCCCAGGGGGCCCAGGCUUUGGUUUCCACCUUGACCUCCAAUCCCUACAUCAAGCGUCUGGAUCUUCGGGACAAUGGGCUCUUUGGGACCGGGGCAGAGGCUCUGGCAGAUGUCCUGAGUAAGAACAGCAGUAUCUCUGAUGUGGACCUGUCAGAGAACAAGCUUGGAGUGGCAGGGUUCCAGGCCAUCUGUAGAGCCCUUGCCUUGAACCCAGCUGUGCAGAAGAUGCAACUGGCAGGGAAUGACCUGGAAGAACAGGCAGCCCAGCACCUUGCUGAUCUCCUGAUGGUUCACACAGGUCUGAAAUCCCUAGACCUCAGCUAUAACCAACUGAACGACCUGGCAGGAGAGACACUUGGACCAGCCCUGGCAGAAAACACAGGCCUCACAGAGCUUAACCUGAGCUGGAAUCACCUCCGAGGCCCAGGAGCUGUUGUACUUGCCAGGAGCCUAGAGGCAAAUAUAUUCCUAAAAAUUCUAGACAUCUCUUAUAAUGGCUUUGGAGACCCCGGAGCCUCCGCAGUGGGUGAGGCCCUUAAAGCCAACAAUGUGUUGGAGGAACUAAACAUGAGCAACAACCGAAUCUCCAGGGUAGGAGCCCUGAGGUUGGGGCUGGGCCUCCAGGUCAACCAGACACUGAAGAUUCUUAUUGUUUCCAGGAAUCCCAUUCGAAGUGAAGGCUGCUUUGGUCUCCUUAAAUCUGUCCGGAACAACACAUCGUCUGCCCUAGAACUGCUGGACUUUUCUGAUAUCCAAGUGAACAGAGAGUUCGAAGAACUCGCUAGCUCAGUGAAGGUCAUUCUUCCAGGACUUUGUAUAAAGACUGGUGCUUUCAAAAAUAAAGAGUGGCUGCCAGCCUUCAAGCCAUCCCCACCAGCAUCUGUCCCUAAAUGACUUUGGAUCUCUUCUCUAAAGCCAUUUCAACUUCUGUGUCACAUCGCUACCCAUUUGAAUUACAUGUCUGUCUUCCUUUCUGCUGUAUGGCACCUGCAAUAACCUGGAUUCACUCAUAUAACAGAAAACCCUACCAUGAAUGACACUGGAUGGACACAGGGUCAAAGAUGUCCCUGUCAUCAGUUGUUCAUGUUCAUAUGAGGUAUGCAAGUGGCAUUCCCAGACUCUUGCAAGAAGGCAAACUGCCAUAUCAUUUUUGGAAGGCAACUUUUCAUUAUGCACUGUACUUUAAAAUCACCUGUACUUUUUGGUCCAGUUGAUUGACUAGUCUGUGCUACAGAAUAACCAGAGAUGCAUAGAAAGAUUGGUGCCAACUGGCUGGGGAUGUAGCUCAGUUGGUAACAUGAAGAAAACCCUGGGUUCGAGUCCCUAGCACCACAUACACUGGGCAUGAUGAUACAUACUGUAGUCCUAGAACUCCAGAAGUACAGGCAAAAGGAUCAGAAGUUCAAGGCCAUCCUCUGCUACACAGUUGAGUUUGAGGUUAGUCAGGAAUACAUAAGACUCUGUCUCAUAAAAAGAAAAAAGAAAGAAAAGAUUCCUAAAGAGCUGAUGGUACACCCCUGUGAUUCCAAAACUUGGGAGGCUGAAGCAGAAGGAUAGUGGCUUUGAGACCAGCCUGAGCUACACAGCAAGACCCUGUACCAAACAAACACUGGUGCCUGAAGGUGUUCCCUGAAACCAGCUGUUUGUAACAAUGAAAACUGAAAAUAAGAUAAAUUCCUGAUAAUUAAAAUUUGGAGCUCUGCCAAUAUUAAAAGUCACAUGGUCAAAGAACAUGAAUUGAGCAGUUCAUGAAAAAAUGCAUGAUUAAUUCCAGCUGCGAAUAACAGGACCAGGUAGUUUCUCUAGUAGUUUCGUAAAAGACUAAUCAGAAUUGCCACAGCACCUAGUAACACCAUCCAUGUUUUACAUGAGAUGAAAUGAAGACAUAUCCACACAGAAACUUGUAUAUGAAUGUUCACGGCAGCCUUACUAAUAAUAUCCAGAAUGUCCAAGAGCUACCAGUGGAUAAGCACAACUGGCAUAUCCACAUAAUGAAACACUAAUAAUAUGGUAAUAAAAGGAAUAAAUUUGGGGUGAUGUUAUAAAAUUGAUUAUGGUUAUGGUUGUACAACUGUUCCUAUGAUGAAAGUAAUUGAGGCAAAUGCAACACUUUGAA
Nannospalax galili (Upper Galilee mountains blind mole rat) is the source of this 2453-nucleotide messenger RNA. It is a transcript of the gene Lrrc74b, whose product is annotated as leucine rich repeat containing 74B. NCBI's taxonomy places the organism in Eukaryota, Metazoa, Chordata, Mammalia, Rodentia, Spalacidae. Bases 59 to 1231 code for a protein of 390 amino acids. The record is from RefSeq and is a predicted model, not a curated record. The transcript is spliced from 9 exons. Gene Ontology annotation, molecular function: protein binding.